Messenger RNA from Terrapene triunguis (Three-toed box turtle), 855 nucleotides. It is a transcript of the gene KCNIP4, whose product is annotated as potassium voltage-gated channel interacting protein 4. The transcript has 9 exons. NCBI's taxonomy places the organism in Eukaryota, Metazoa, Chordata, Testudines, Emydidae. Gene Ontology annotation, molecular function: calcium ion binding; potassium channel regulator activity. The coding region runs from base 1 to 816 and encodes 271 amino acids. The record is from RefSeq and is a predicted model, not a curated record. Gene Ontology annotation, cellular component: voltage-gated potassium channel complex. Gene Ontology annotation, biological process: regulation of potassium ion transmembrane transport.
AUGGGGGGCAUGUUACUCUGUAUGCUCCCCCACAUGUUGCCUCAGGAAGAUGUGGCGCCAGUUACCGGGAGAGGCAGGUCCGUCUUGGGGGCUCAGCCAGGAUAUGGAGGUCAGGGAGGGUCAGGUUUCCUCUACGCUCAGAACAGUACCAAACGCAGCAUUAAAGAGCGGCUUAUGAAGCUCUUGCCCUGCUCGGCUGCCAAAACGACAUCUCCUGAUAUUCAAAACAGUGUAGAAGAUGAAAUGGAAAUAGCCACCGUGCGGCAUCGGCCUGAGGCUCUUGAACUGCUGGAAGCACAGAGCAAAUUCACAAAGAAGGAACUUCAGAUUCUGUAUAGAGGAUUCAAGAAUGAGUGUCCCAGUGGGAUUGUUAAUGAAGAGACCUUCAAAGAGAUUUAUUCUCAGUUCUUUCCACAGGGAGAUUCUACAACCUAUGCACAUUUUCUCUUUAAUGCAUUUGACACUGAUCACAAUGGAUCUGUGAGUUUUGAGGAUUUCAUUAUGGGUCUCUCAAUUUUACUCCGAGGGACAGUACAAGAAAAACUCAACUGGGCUUUUAAUUUGUAUGAUAUAAAUAAGGAUGGAUACAUAACUAAAGAGGAAAUGCUUGAUAUUAUGAAAGCUAUAUAUGAUAUGAUGGGAAAAUGCACUUAUCCUGUUCUCAAAGAGGACGCCCCUAGACAACAUGUGGAAACAUUUUUCCAGAAAAUGGACAAGAAUAAAGAUGGGGUAGUUACCAUAGAUGAAUUCAUUGAAAGCUGCCAAAAAGAUGAAAACAUAAUGCGUUCCAUGCAGCUCUUUGAAAAUGUGAUUUAACAAUGUGGUUUACUCUGCAAUUAAUGGACAAAUGUGAAC